Molecule: messenger RNA, 1470 nt
Organism: Lathyrus sativus (Indian pea)
Lineage: Eukaryota; Viridiplantae; Streptophyta; Magnoliopsida; Fabales; Fabaceae
Source: the annotation of a GenBank genome assembly
AUGGAAGAUGAAAAUGUUAGAGAUGCAUUAUUGAAGAAAAACUACUAUGAGAAUUGUCCUGGUUGCAAAGUUGACAAAGCAAAAGAGCUCAAAACUGAUGUGACUUUACUAAAUCUCUUGAACAUUUGGAUUGUGGUUUUAUGCAGCUCUUUGCCUAUAGCAACUCUCUUUCCUUACCUAUAUUUCAUGGUAAGAGAUUUCAAUUUUGCAGAAAGAGAGGAGGAUAUAAGUGCCUAUGCUGGUUAUAUAGGAUCUGCAUUUAUGCUUGGAAGAUCUUUGACAUCUAUAUUUUGGGGAAUAGUAGCUGAUCGUUACGGUAGAAAGCCUGUUGCAGUUUUUGGAAUUUUAUCAGUUAUUGUUUUCAACACAUUGUUUGGUCUUAGUACAAGUUUUUGGAUGGCGGUUACUAUGCGAUUUUGUCUAGGAUCUUUAAAUGGUUUGCAAGGACCAAUGAAGGCUUAUAGUACCGAAAUUUUUAGAGAAGAAAAGCAAGGCCUUGGACUCUCAACAGUCAGUGCAGCUUGGGGCAUAGGUUUAAUAAUUGGACCAGCAAUUGGAGGUUACUUGGCUCAACCAACAGUGAAAUACCCUCAUCUAUUUCCAAAAGAUUCAUUUUGGGAUAAGUUUCCAUAUUUCUUGCCUUCCCUUGUAACAUCAUCUUUUGCAGUUGUGGUAGCAAUUGCCUGCAUCUGGCUUCCGGAAACACUGCAUAACCACCCUCUAAGCAAUGAGUCUAUUGAAGAUGCUGAAGUUGCUGAAACUGGAAGUAAAAAGAAAGGUGUAGACAAAAUAAUCCAAAAAGAUGAAAACCUCUUGAAGAACUGGCCCUUAAUGUCAUCUGUUGUUGUGUAUAGCAUUUUCUCACUUUGUGAUAUUGCUUAUCAAGAGGUUUUCUCGUUAUGGGCUGUUAGUCCUAGAAGGUUGGGUGGUUUGGACUUUACAACUGAUAAUGUAGGGGAUGUUCUCGCAAUAUCGGGUAUCGGUCUUAUUGUUUCCCAGAUUUUCUUCUACCCGACAUUGGAAAGAACUUUUGGACCUAUAAGAUUUGCUCGCAUCACUGCGGUUUUUUCCAUACCUUUGUUGCAAAGUUACCCAUUCAUAGCAAUGCUUUCUGGCAUGACACUAUACCUAGUUAUUAAUAUUGCUUCCAUUUUGAAGAAUGUUAUAAGUAUGACCAUAAUCACUGGUUUAUUUAUUUUGCAAAACAGAUCAGUGGAACAACAUCAAAGAGGGGCAGCUAAUGGCAUUGCUAUGACUGCAAUGUCAAUAUUACAAGCAGUUGGUCCAGCUGGAGGUGGUGCAGUAUUAGCUUGGUCACAAAAACGGAUACAUGCAUCAUUUCUUCCAGGAACUCAUAUGGUGUUCUUUGUCAUGAAUGUUGUUGUCGGACUUGGAGUGAUAUUGAUGUUUACACCAUUUUUAAGAGAAAAGAAGAAACCACAUUCUGCUGAGAUUGUUACACUAUUAUAA